CCUUUCUUCCUCCCUUCCUUCCUACCUCAGCGGCAACCACCGCUUCGGUUUCUUCGGCCACCUUUAGCACCAUCGAGGAAUUUUAGAGGGUUGGCGAGCUCGUGGUUCCGUUGGCUGUUGUAAUGCUCCGCGCCGCCGCCGGCGCGUGGGUGGUGGCAGCGGCCUUCUCGCGGAUCUGAGCUGCUGCUGCGGCUGGGGUGGUGACGGACGGACGGGCUCCGGCAUGGCGAUGUCGGCGAAGGAGAGGAAGCUGAGCAGGCUCGGGAGCGGGAAGGGGCCGAGCGGCGCGAGGGGUGGUGGCCAGCAGCGGACGCCGCCGGCGGGUUCGCGGCGGAGGCUGUUCGCGGCGUUCUUCGCGUUCCUCUGCGCCGGAGCCGUCCUCCUAGGCGGCGCGCACGUCAUUGGCGCGUCGUUCCGGCCGGUGCUCCUGACGGCGUGGCCGUCGGCGACCCUGAACGCCGUCUCUUCAGAGCGUGGAGCACAGCAAGCUGGAAGCGGCGGUGCUGUGUUGCCGUCUGUCCAAGUCCGGCAUGCCGUCGCCCUGCCGGACCAUGUUCUCCUGAUUCUCAGAGACGAUGGAUCGUUGCUGCUGGCUUCUCGGCAGUUCGAGUGCCUGUACUCUGUUGCCAACUCAACGCAGCUGCGCCAGCUGCCACUGUCAGUGGCCUCCUUGCCGGGUGGACCCAACCUGGUGCAUUGCCCUGCUGGACCGGCCGGGGCAGCCGUGUCCCUGUCGCUGUCCGAGUGGCCUCCGGUAGUACCGCUCGAAUGGGACCGGCUGGCAUACACCGCACUCAUUGACAGCCGGGAUAACUCGACUGUUGUGUUUGCCAAAGGGAUGAACCUCCGUCCUGGCCGUCUCGGUGUGCCGUCACGGUAUGAGUGUGUCUUCGGCCGGGACUUGUCAAAGCCGAAGUUCGUUGUCACCUCCCCUGUGGUUUCUGCUGCACAGGAGACCUUCCGGUGUGUGACACCUGCCCGAAUUCGCCGGUAUCUCAGGAUGACAUCUGAUGACUAUGGAGCCAGUAAUUGCGGUGACAAGCCUAUGUUGGUCUCUGUCAGGACUAAGGGGCGGGGGAGCUCAACGCUCCCCUCAAUCGCACAUCCAGAGCCACUUCCUAGGUACAACAGGCAUCGGCGUAACAGGCAUCGGCAGCGAAAGGCACACUCGAUGUGUGUAUGCACCAUGCUGCGCAACCAAGCACGGUUCCUCCGGGAAUGGAUCAUGUACCACUCGCAUGUCGGUGUGCAGCGGUGGUUCAUCUAUGACAACAACAGCGAUGAUGACAUCGAGCAGGUGCUCAAUACCAUGGAUCCAGCCAGGUACAAUGUGACACGCUACUUGUGGCCAUGGAUGAAAUCUCAGGAGGCUGGGUUUGCACAUUGUGCGCUCAGGGCGCGGGAGAGCUGCGAGUGGGUGGGGUUCAUCGACAUUGACGAGUUCCUGCACUUCCCUGGCAACCAAACUCUACAAGCUGUCCUCCGGAAUUACUCAAGCCGCCCACAAAUAGGUGAACUCAGGACAUCAUGCCACAGCUUUGGUCCGUCAGGUCGAACUAAGAUACCCAGGAAAGGAGUUACAACAGGUUACACCUGCCGGCUGGCUGCCCCGGAGCGCCACAAAUCAAUUGUCAGGCCAGAUGCAUUGAACCCGUCGCUCAUCAAUGUGGUUCACCACUUCCAUCUGAAGGAAGGGAUCAAGUAUGCCAACAUUGGUCAGGGAGUGAUGCUGAUCAACCACUACAAAUACCAAGUCUGGGAGGUGUUCAAGGAUAAGUUCUCCGGGCGUGUCGCCACCUAUGUUGCUGAUUGGCAGGAUGAGGAGAAUGUUGGAUCCAGGGACAGGGCACCAGGUCUAGGGACCAAACCGGUCGAACCGGAGGACUGGCCGAGUCGGUUCUGCGAAGUUUAUGACACUGGUUUGAAAGACUUUGUGCAUAAAGAAUUCACAGAUCCACAGACUGGAAAUCUUCCAUGGUAGAUGGGUAAAGCACUACCUUUCAUCAGGCAUGGCACAUAAUAUACGGCAUGGCGAAACAGACAGCAAAAGAAGAAACUGAAAAUGAGAUAGCGGUAGAGUUACUUGCCCUUGGUAUAUUUUUAGACUUUCAGUUGUUUUUAGGUUUCUGUCCUUAAUUUAGACUCAUCCAUUUUUUUUUACACAUCAAGUCCAAGAGGGAAAUGAUUCAUUUGUAGAUACAGAUAGGUAGAACAAUUCACUGUUGAAAGAGACAAUGCAUAGAGUGAAAUACUUGACUUUGUUUUGCUGAGUUCUGUGUUAUUUUACUGUCGAUCUGAAAAACUUACAUUACAAUGUUUA
Brachypodium distachyon (stiff brome) is the source of this 2320-nucleotide messenger RNA. Its product is annotated as glycosyltransferase family 92 protein Os08g0121900. The transcript is spliced from 2 exons. NCBI's taxonomy places the organism in Eukaryota, Viridiplantae, Streptophyta, Magnoliopsida, Poales, Poaceae. The record is from RefSeq and is a predicted model, not a curated record. The coding region runs from base 224 to 1981 and encodes 585 amino acids.